Molecule: messenger RNA, 1369 nt
Organism: Rhododendron vialii
Lineage: Eukaryota; Viridiplantae; Streptophyta; Magnoliopsida; Ericales; Ericaceae
Product: transcription factor MYB26-like
Exons: 3
Coding region: 239-1123 (294 amino acids)
Source: RefSeq, a predicted model, not a curated record
GGGAAAUUUCAGAGUUGAACCUCAAACCCUAUUUGGGGUGCCCUUGCCCUUCUCUUUUUGGUACAUAUCUCUCUCUCUCUCUCUCUCAUUAAAUUCAUCAACACCCCAUUAAUUGUACUCUCAGUUGAUAUCAUCCCCAAUAUCCCUCACCCGCCACAGCUCCUCAGAAUGCCAUCUGAUCUUUGACUGCCAUUGACUGCACACCUAGAGAGAGAGAGAGAGAGAGAGAGAGAGAGAGAUGGGAAAUCAUAGAUGCUGCAACAAACAAAAUGUGAAGAGGGGGCUAUGGUCGCCAGAGGAAGAUGAAAAACUUGUUAAAUUCAUAUAUACCUAUGGCCAUGGUUGCUGGAGCUCUGUCCCUAGACUUGCUGGUCUUCAAAGAUGUGGGAAGAGUUGCAGAUUGAGAUGGAUAAAUUACUUGAGACCUGACUUAAAACGUGGAAGCUUCUCUUCUUCCGAAGCGGCUCUUAUCAUUCAACUCCAUAGCAUUCUAGGCAAUAGAUGGGCUCAAAUAGCUAAGCAUUUGCCAGGAAGAACCGAUAACGAAGUAAAGAACUUUUGGAAUUCAAGCAUAAAGAAGAAGCUCAAUCUCUCUCAUCGUGCCCUCCCUCUAGAAAUAACCCCCUUUCCUAAUUCACCCAAUCUCAGUGGCACUUUUGAGGGUUAUUUCCCAGUAAAUGCAAACCCUAAUUGGAUGCCAUUUCCACAACAAAACCAGGUCUACAAUAUUCCCACCUCAAUAUCAGUGCUACAACCGUUUGAUCAGAUCACUUUUGAUCCUAAUUUGGUUCCUGCCCCACAGGAUCAAAUCCCAGUGCCUCUGAACCCACCUACAUAUGAAUGGUCUUCAUGGCCAAUGAACUGUGAUCAUCACCCUGAAAAUCACUGCAUGUUAAACAACAAUUCAAUCCCAUGGCACACCGAGGGCAAAACGGUCAUUUACGAUGAGAUCAUCAACUGCAAUACUGCCAUACCAUAUUCUUCAUCUGGUUCCCAUGUUGACCUAAUUACAACAAGUCUGCCAUGCUUUCCGUCCGGGUCAAAUCCGCGCGAUCCGCAAGUGCCGAGUAAUCAAAUGGAAUCCCUAGAUGCAUGUGAUGAUAUGUUGGUAUUUACAAUGUAAUUGUUUUAUUCCAAACAAAGUGCAAGCAACUUCUGGAGGAUUGGAAAACCUAAACGUUGCUAAUUCAAGUAUAGAUUCAAUAUUGAAUGAGCAGUGUUUGGGGCUCAUUGAAGAAUCCAUAAAGAUGUGGGGGAUCUGCUGCUUCUUUCAAGUUUGAGUCCUCUCUAUAAAAAUGUUUAAUUCUAUUGUUUGUAUGUCUCACUUAUUUCAAUAUAUAGUGAAUCAUGCAUUAAUUUCUCGAGUGAA